UGUAAAGAAUACUUAGAAAGAAAAGGAUUGAGAGUAAAAGUACUGAAUGAAUCUUUUAUUACCGAAGACUCUUUUGGAGGAUUGAAGAAAUAUGGAGAAAACCUGAAAAAAUUUAGAAAACAAGAAUUAGAUAGAGAACAAUUCCAAAAAGAAACUAUAGAAUGGGAAAAAUUGAUAAGAGAUAAUUGGAUAACUUAA
Dentiscutata erythropus is the source of this 198-nucleotide messenger RNA. NCBI's taxonomy places the organism in Eukaryota, Fungi, Glomeromycota, Glomeromycetes, Diversisporales, Gigasporaceae. The record is from the annotation of a GenBank genome assembly.